Molecule: messenger RNA, 1229 nt
Organism: Exaiptasia diaphana
Lineage: Eukaryota; Metazoa; Cnidaria; Anthozoa; Actiniaria; Aiptasiidae
Product: GPALPP motifs-containing protein 1
Exons: 8
Coding region: 78-965 (295 amino acids)
Source: RefSeq, a predicted model, not a curated record
UCAGUUGUAAAAACAAAGAUGGCGGACGAAGUGACUAAGAAUUGACACAUCAAAACGGCGUAUAUUGUGCACAAAAUAUGGAGAUUGGACCCUCUCUACCACCUCAUCUUUUGAAGAAAAACAAGGAGGAGUUAAAUUCAUCUACGAUUCAUGAAGAAAGAGUUCAGAUAGGGCCAUGUUUGCCACCAAAUUUGUCAACUCAUGACAACGACCAAGUCGAAAAAGGCUAUGAACAAGAAGAAGACGAUUGUACUUACGGUCCUGCUUUACCUCCGCAUUUAGCCAAUACUAGCAAAUCAAGUGGAGUUGUUGGACCAUCUCUUCCAAUUGAUCCUAGACAAAGCAAAAAAGAGGAAAAUAUUGAUGAAGAAACAGGUCCAGUUAUUGGACCCAUGCCGUCCUCUUCGUCAACAGCUCAGCACUAUUCAAGUAUAGAAAGGGACAUUGAGGCAAGGUCAAAUGCAAUGAAGGAUAAAUUAACAGGGAAGAAUAAAGUCAAACAGAAGCGUGAGGAGUGGAUGACAGAAUUACCACCAGAAAUUGGCAAGAACUUUGGUCUUGGUGCUAGAAAGUUUCGAAAACAAGCAGUAGAUUGUGGAGAUCGCUCAGUUUGGACAGAUACUCCUUCAGACAGGAGCAAAAAACAGGAAAGAGAAGCUAGAAAGAGAACAGCAGAAGAAAGCAAAGCWCCAUGGGAAGAGGAAAAAGAGAGAAAUAUGAAUGAUAUGAUUCAGUCUUAUACAAAACAACAUCGAGGAGAAUCACUAAUGGAAAUUCAUCAACGAGAAUUAUCAAAGAAAAGAAAAGAAGAGGGAAUCAAACCCAAUGAAAGAAGACCUUUUGAUCGUGACAGAGAUCUAGGCUAUACAACAGUGGAUCCCGACAAGCGAAAAUCGUUAAUUAGCAAAUCUAAAGAACUAGAAACACGAUUCCACCGAUCAAAGUCUGGCUCAACUUUUCUGUGACAUGCCUAACCUGUGCAUGAGCGCAGUCAUAGAACUAURGCAUUUACUUUGACUGCCUAUCUAGAAUUAUAUGAAAACUGUGAUACAUUUGAGUAGGGCUGAUAUAAAUUGUACAGAUAACAGCAUUAUAGACAAAACAAUUGAUGUACAUGGUCUAUCAGGCUGAUAUAAACAGUAGCACAGGGAGUUACUUUGAUGCAUUUCCUGGUGAUCUAUUGACAGAAACGUGAAGCAAAUCUUUUAUAAAGUGUAAAGACAGCUCAA